This is a messenger RNA of Prunus avium (sweet cherry), 2382 nucleotides long. RefSeq lists its product as uncharacterized. Lineage: Eukaryota; Viridiplantae; Streptophyta; Magnoliopsida; Rosales; Rosaceae. The record is from RefSeq and is a predicted model, not a curated record.
CACUCUGCUCUCUCUCUCUCUCUCUAAUGGGUGCUUAUAUUCACUCCAAUUCUAUCUGCAAUGUCUUAAAAGCAUUUCCAUUUUAUGAAUCACAUUAAAAAUCCAGCUUGGUCUCUGCCUAGAUUCCCAGAAACACUUCACAUAAUCAUGGCCAAUGCAGCUUCUAAGUGCCUCUUCUUGUUCUUCCUGUCUCUUCUCUCUAGCUGUUCAUCAGGAACUCUGGUGGGUUUCUCAUAUCAUGCAAGUGGAAACACUACAACUUCAUCACCUAGUAGAACCAUAUCGUUCUUGAAGCAAAACAAGAUCACCCCAUCUCAGAUUCAAGUCUUCGUUGAAGAUCCUAGGAUUUUAAGUACUCUGCCCAACACUGAUGUUACUGUUGAUCUAUACUUGAAUGAAAAUAUGAUGAGUUCCAAAUAUUCCUCAAUCUCAUGGCUGAAAACCCGUGUAAUUCCCUUUCUCUCACAAGGAAACAUCAAAAGCAGCAUAGUAAUUAGUGGCAGUGACUAUGCAAGAAAAUCUAGUCUACCUAUGCUUUUAUCCACCCUGAAAUACAUGCACUCAGCAGUCCUUGCCAGUCUUCCUUCUGACAGAAGAAUUAAGGUCUCAGUAGCAUUUUCUUUGACAUCUCUUGAGAAUUUGAGAAGAGGACAUGAAAGAUAUCUGCAUAGGAUUUGUACUUAUAUCAAUGAAGUGAGAUCUUCAGUCAUUGUAGAAGCCAAUAUUGAUGGAGAAUUGAGUAUGGGUGAUAGGUUUGUUCAGUCAGUGAUUGAGAGAGCCAGCCUUGCAAAUUCUGUUCUUCCUUGUAAAGAUGUCCCCAUGGUUUUGACAAUCAAAAGUCCAGCAGCUCCCAGUGCAUCUGAAGUAGCCGAAUUCUCUGUUAAGGUUUUGAAAGCUUUAGAAAGCAACACUCAGAUUACAGGUAGGUUAGUUGGGUUAUAUGCAGAAGUAGCUUCCAUGGAUGAUUUUGCACAGAAAGAGCUCAAAAGGGAAGAGGAACAGAUUUUUCCUUCUUCUAGGAGAGAACUCUUAAGCAGUUUCCAUCUGAAAACAACUUCACAUGACACAUUUGACACACCAACAGUCUUCCCUACAACUCCCAUAUCAACACCACCACUGCCUACCACCCCUCCAUAUAACCCUACACCAACCAUUGUCACUGUCCCUGCUACAAACCCGGUAACAGUAACUCCGGUCAAUCCUGCCGCGCCAGUGGAAGUUCCCUCCACCACACCCGUCACCAUACCCCCCACAAAUCCGGUGAGCUCACCAGUUACCAAUCCAGCCACAACCCCCAUCACACCCGUCACCAUACCCCCGACAAAUCCUGUGACAACUUACCCGCCACCAUCUGGAGGCGUUCCAGUCACAACACCUGUCACAAACCCAGUCUCACCUCCUGCAACAACUAAUAAUACUCCUGCAGUUCCAGGACAGAGCUGGUGUGUGGCCAAGAGUGGAGCACAGCAAACAGCACUUCAGGCAGGAUUGGACUAUGCAUGUGGAAUGGGAGGCGCAGACUGUUCACAGAUCCAACAGGGUGGAAGCUGUUACAAUCCAAAUUCUCUUCAAAAUCAUGCCUCAUAUGCAUUCAACAGCUAUUAUCAGAAGAAUCCAGUGUCAACUAGCUGUGACUUUGGAGGGGUUGCCACAAUAGUUAAUGCUAAUCCAAGCACUGGUUCCUGCAUUUACCAAUCAUCAUCAUCAUCCUCAACCCCAACAACUCCAAAUCCAGCAUCAACAACUCCAACACCCACAUCAACAAUUCCACCACCAACAUCAACAACUCCACCAUCAACUUCAACAACUCCACCACCAGCAAUAACAUCAAUUCCACCACCUGGGGAAGGUGUAUCAGGCUCCGGUACUCCACCUUCGGUGUUGAACUCGAGCAACCCGGCUUCAGGAUCCAUGCCAGAGUUUGGGAGUGACAGCCCUCCUGGUUUUAACACAACAACAUCCACUUCAGCUAGUUUGCGACCGUCUGUUGGUUGCGUCUUUUUGGUAACAACCUUAGUUACUAGAAAAAUUGUUCUUACCAUGUAAAAAUAUGACCUCUCCAUGUAAAUUAACGGGUGAUCAGAUUCCUCAGAAGCACAAUUUCUCACGACGAAUCACGGUUGUACAUAACCGCAUAUGCAAGCGAAGAAAGCUAGGGGAAACAUGAUAGUUAGUUACUGUCUUGCAUUAGCUUUGGGAUGUAGAGAUGGUUGUGGGUGAAGUGAAGGUAAGCUUCUCUACAUCUAAACCUGAGCUGGUAGGAAACAACAAUUUUACUCUGAGGUUGAGAGGUGCAAUAGAGAUUUGUGAUCCUGUAUCUCUUUUAGUUGGGUAUUGUAGGUCUGUGUUUGUGCUCAUACUAUUAGAAUUAGAGUUCAUAUU